Molecule: messenger RNA, 3163 nt
Organism: Thalassophryne amazonica
Lineage: Eukaryota; Metazoa; Chordata; Actinopteri; Batrachoidiformes; Batrachoididae
Gene: vps11
Product: VPS11 core subunit of CORVET and HOPS complexes
Exons: 16
Coding region: 32-2812 (926 amino acids)
Biological process (GO): endosome organization; intracellular protein transport; vacuole organization
Cellular component (GO): endosome; HOPS complex
Molecular function (GO): protein binding; protein-macromolecule adaptor activity
Source: RefSeq, a predicted model, not a curated record
GGAGUUGCUGUGUUAACUAGCCCCAGCAAAAAUGGCAGUGUUCUUACAGUGGAGAAAAUUCGUUUUCUUUGAUAAAGACACGGUGAAGGAUCCAGUGGAUAAUGGGAAAAAGUUUGGUCUUCCAAGCAACAUAUCGACCUGUGACUCCGGCAGGGGUCAUAUCGUUCUCGGAGAUAUGGAAGGCAAGAUCUGGCUUUUGACACGCUCCUUGCAAUUGGCAUCUUUUCAUGCCUACAAGUUGCGUGUAACACACCUCUUCCAGCUAAAGCAGCACAGCAUUCUAGUGUCAGUGGGGCAGGAUGAACAGGGAAUAAACCCUCUGGUCAAAGUCUGGAACCUAGAUAAGAGAGACAGUGGGAACCCUCUCUGCACUAGGAUUUUUCCUGCAAUUCCUGGUAACAAACCAACAGAAGUGUCUUGCCUCAGUGUCCAUGAGAACCUAAACUUUAUGGCCAUUGGCUUCACAGAUGGUAGUGUCGUUUUGACCAAGGGUGACAUCACAAGAGAUCGCCACAGUAAAACCCUGACACUACAUGAGGGAACCAGUCCAGUUACAGGCCUUGCCUUUCGCCAAGUGGCAAAGGUCACACAUUUGUUUGUGGCCACUCUGGAGAAAGUCUAUUGCUACACUUUGUCCAUCAAGGAGUAUCCUAAAGUGGAACUCGACACACAUGGCUGUGGCCUGCGCUGCUCUGCCCUCUCAGAUCCCUCGCAGGAUUCACAGUUCAUUGUUGCUGGUGAUGAAUGUGUGUACCUCUAUCAGCCUGAUGAACGAGGGCCCUGCUUUGCCUUUGAUGGACUCAAGCUGUUGGCCCACUGGCACCGUGGCUAUCUCUUCUUACUUAUCAGGGAUGCAAAGUCACCAAACAAGACAGGGUUUGGGAGCAGAGAGAGCUCUCCAUCAGAUAAACAGCUUCUGACCAUCUAUGACCUCGACAACAAGUUCAUUGCCUACAGUGCCUCUUUUGAUGACGUUAUUGAUGUGGUGGCGGAAUGGGGUUCUUUCUACAUCCUCAGCAGAGAUGGAAACAUGUUUGUUCUUCAGGAGAAAGACACACAGACUAAAUUAGAGAUGUUGUUUAAGAAGAACCUGUUUGUGAUGGCUAUAAACCUUGCUAAGAGUCAACACCUGGACACUGAUGGACUAUCGGAGAUCUUCAGACAGUAUGGUGAUCACCUUUACCUGAAGGGGGACCAUGAUGGUGCCAUCCAGCAGUACAUUCGGACUAUUGGGAAACUGGAGCCGUCUUACGUCAUCAGGAAAUUCCUGGAUGCACAGAGGAUCCAUAACCUGACUGCAUAUCUACAAGCUUUGCAUAGGCAGUCACUAGCCAAUGCUGACCACACCACCCUGCUGCUGAACUGUUACACCAAGCUGAAAGACAGCAAUAAGCUUGAGGAUUUCAUCAAGAGCAGUUUAAGUGAGGUCCACUUUGAUGUUGAGACUGCAAUCAAAGUUCUUCGGCAAGCUGGCUACCGCAGUCAUGCUGUUUUCCUUGCUGAGAAACACAUGCACCAUGAGUGGUACUUGAAGAUCCAGCUGGAAGAUCUCAAGAACUACCAGGAGGCACUCCGUUACAUUGGACGUUUGCCUUUUGACCAAGCUGAGAGCAACAUGAAGCAUUAUGGAAAGACGCUGAUGCACCAUGUUCCUGAUGGGACCACUUGGCUCUUGAAGGGCUUAUGCACCAAUUACCAGCCCAGUGGAGAAACGGCUGAAAAAGACAACCAAGAUAAAAGUCUGGUUCAUAAGGCCAACUCUGAGGAGUUCAUCCCAGUUUUUGCAAACAACCCUCGAGAACUGAAAGCCUUCCUGGAGCACAUGAUUGAGGUGGAUCCCAGUUCUCCUCAGGGUGUUUAUGAUACACUGCUGGAGCUCCGACUGCAAGACUGGGCACAUGAGCAGGAUCGUGAGAGGAAAAAAGUCCUGCAGGAGGCAGCACUGUCACUGCUGAGGAGUGACCACACUGUGUUUGACAAAGCCCUGGUCCUCUGCCAGAUGCACAACUUCAAAGAAGGUGUCCUCUACCUUUACGAGAAGGGAAAACUGUAUCAACAGAUUAUGCACUACCACAUGCAGAAUGAGGAGUACAGAAAGGUGGUGGAUGCCUGCAAACGUCACGGAGACAAAGAGGCUUGUCUUUGGGAGCAGGCGCUGGGAUAUUUUGCCAGGAAAGAAGAGGACUGCAAAGCCUACAUCAGUGAAGUUCUGCAACACAUUGACCAAAAGAACCUCAUGCCUCCUUUACUUGUGGUGCAAACUUUGGCACACAACUCAACAGCAACACUCUCCGUCAUCAAGGAUUAUCUCAUCAAUAAGCUGCAGAGAGAGAGCAAGCAGAUUGAGGGCGAUGAAAAUAAAAUACGUCAGUACCGGGAGGAAACGGCAAAACUACGCACUGAGAUUCAAGAGCUCAAAACCAGUGCCAAGAUUUUCCAGAAGACAAAAUGUAACCUGUGCAACAGCCCACUGGAGCUGCCCUCUGUGCACUUUCUGUGCAGCCACUCCUUCCAUCAGCACUGCUUCGAAAGCUACGCCGAGAGCGAGGCCGAGUGUCCAACCUGCACUCCGGAGAACCGUAAAGUCAAAGACAUGCUGCGAGCCCAGGACCAGAAACGUGACCUGCAUGACCACUUUCACACGCAGUUACAAAACUCUAAUGACGGCUUCUCAGUUGUGGCUGACUAUUUUGGGCGAGGAGUUUUUAACAAACUAACCCUAGUCACCGACCCACCUGGAAGCAAAACAGUUGGAAGUCUUGAAGUCAACCUGCAGAGAGAUCUUCUCAUCCACAUCAAGAGGAACAACUAGCUCUGACACCGACCUGAGGAGGCACUUCUCCGGCUUCUCUUCGGUGCAGGUUCAUCACCACAUGGCUUGUGAGACAAAAUGUCAAUUUAUUUUGCAGAAAACACACUUUUGCCUGGUUUUCGCAUUUGAUGGGGAUGUGUUUACAUAAAUGCUGAAAGCAUAUGUAAAAUGUCCUUUAGGUUCAGUCAAGAAUUACUGUGUUUUAAAUGUUGCCGAAUCACUCCUUCAUGAAUAUUUGCUUUAGUGUUGGCUAAUGCUCAAAAUGUAAUCUUGCACAUGAAAAAAAAAGUCAUUAAUUUAUUCAAUGCCUUUGAUUCUAGCUUGAAAAAUAAACUUGAGUCAUGACCAUCA